AUGCGGGCAAUUCGUUUCAAAGCCCUUUUUGCGCAGGAGAAGCUCAAAAGCAUGCCGCAGCCGUACUGUGGUCACCGAUUUGAUGCCAUAACGAUUUUGGAGCGAUACAGUAGGAAGGUGAAGAGAUUACGAAUGGGUUUCUUGAACUGGACAUCUGAUCACUUGUUCGGGUUUUAUCGAAAUAUAACCAUAAUGGUCAACUUCGUUUUGUUGGCAGCUAUACUACUUCACACCAAUAUUACGAAAGGAAAAGUUAUCGGUUUCUGGGCAAUGCUCGCAACAAUCAAUGACUUGAUAUCUCAUGUCUCGUUCCUCUUCGCUGCUAUUUCGAUUAUGCGGUUUCUAAGCGUAUUCUAUUUUUUCAGCGUCAUCACCCUUAUGCUGAGGAAAAUGAUUGGAAUUCUUGCAAAGUUCUUGCUGAUUUUUCUAAUGUUUUGGAUGAUCUUCGCUGUGUGUCACAUCAGCAUGGCCGAAGAAUACGUUAUUCGAAGCAAUCAUUCACUGGCGUGGUUGAUAUUCCAGAAUGGUGCGUUUGAAAUAUUUGGCGAGGUUGACGAUGAAGACAAAGUUGGAUCGGUAACAGGAUGCGCAGAUUUGAGUUGGCAGUUGAUAUGGACAUCAGAUGUCUCCGACAUGCGAUGCCUCUUUCGCUCAACUCUCAUCCCUAUCACUGUAUUUAGCUACAUGCUUAUUGCAAGCAUCAUGCUAGUAAACUUGUUGACUGCGCUGCUAUCGAAGGAGUAUGACGAGGUGUCGGGCAGCGGGUCUGCUGUUUAUUGGAAAUACGAAAAUUAUUCUCUGCUUGCAACGUACGAAUCCAAACUAUGGCUUCCUCCUCCGCUGUCGCUUCUAUACUAUAUAUUUCAUGUUGUUCUCGCUUUAAUGAGAAUGACAGCCUUUUUCGCAUGUAUUUUUUGCACGUGCUGUACUUCCUCCAUUAUUGCUAACAAUCCAUUUUACCUCAUUCCGAAAUGGCUCGAUAUCAUUUUCAAAGCGAUUGAAGGUAGGCCUUGGGGGACCCUCAAACAGGUGCGAAAACACUGCUAUGACAGAUCUGAUCUUGAACUAGUCCGUAAACUAUUACUAGUAAGUAAAAAUAACAAGUCCACAUUCCAUGUGCGCCUCAGAGAUUUGCUGGACAGUAACACUUUUGAUGAUGUUGCCAGUCCGGAGGAACGUAUACAUCACGCACAAACCCUAUUUCAAAAUAUUUUUACUGUCAUGAUGGACUGCAUCAGUAAAGAAACCGCUGAGAUGAAAACAAGAGCUGAUACGGUUAUGGGUAACUUCGAAACUCAUCUUAAUGAAUGCACAUCCACAUCGUUGCCAAACCUAAUGAACAGGCACAAUCAGGAGAUUUCGAAACCGCAGGUCUCGCGUCAAUAUCGCUUGAUGAACUGGGAUAGAGACGAAUAUGAUUCCAAAAUCGAUUAUAGCAAAACUUUUGCUCAAAUCUGA
Molecule: messenger RNA, 1458 nt
Organism: Cylicocyclus nassatus
Lineage: Eukaryota; Metazoa; Nematoda; Chromadorea; Rhabditida; Strongylidae
Source: the annotation of a GenBank genome assembly